CCCAUGGCUUUGACGUCAAUGCACGUCAAGCGGAGAACAUGAUGCCUCGUUGCGAGUCAACUCCGCCUGAUAGAAGGAACGUCAAGCCGAAACAUUAGCUCCCCAUUGUGCCCGGAGAAACAAAGGUGUCUGUCGGUGACACAGGCUGGGGAAAAAGACACAUUUGGAAAAAAUGUCGCCGCCGCUGCUGUGAAGGAGUGUCGUCACCUUCGCCGGAAGACUUCUUUUUAAUGGACGCGCUUCCAGUGGUGGCCAUGCUGGUUAGUGGUUUGUUUCUGCGCGUUAUCUUUGACGGCUCAAGGAAGCGUGUGUGAGCCCGCGGCGGCACCGCCGCUACACGGCCACCGCCGCCACCGCCGCCACCACCGCCCCCGGCGUGCGUGCGUGCGUGCGUGUCCCCCCCAGCUCGUCUGCCGUCGAGAACAGCAUGGUCAUGGCUGACGGCGUCCACAAGCCGCUGCUCCGGGGUCCGGUCCGCGUGGGCUUCUACGACAUCGAGCGGACUUUAGGAAAGGGCAACUUCGCCGUCGUCAAGCUAGCCCGCCACCGCAUAACCAAGACGGAGGUGGCCAUUAAGAUCAUUGACAAGACCCAGCUGGAUGCAGUCAACCUGGAGAAGAUCUACAGAGAAGUUCAGAUCAUGAAGAUGCUGGACCAUCCGCAUAUAAUCAAGCUCUACCAGGUGAUGGAGACAAAGAACAUGCUUUACCUGGUCACAGAGUACGCCAAGAAUGGGGAGAUCUUUGACUACUUGGCAAAGCAUGGCCCUCUCAGCGAGAUGGAGGCCAGGAGGAAGUUCUGGCAGAUUCUGUCGGCGGUAGAGUACUGUCACAACCGCAACAUCGUCCACCGAGACUUGAAAGCCGAGAAUCUACUGCUGGACGGCCACAUGAACAUCAAAAUUGCAGACUUUGGAUUUGGCAACUUCUUCCAGCCUGGUGAGCCUCUGGCCACGUGGUGUGGAAGCCCCCCCUACGCGGCUCCCGAGGUCUUCGAGGGCCAACAAUACGAGGGCCCCCAGCUGGACAUCUGGAGUAUGGGAGUGGUGCUGUAUGUAUUGGUGUGUGGUGCCUUGCCCUUCGACGGACCCACUUUGCCUGUGCUCCGACAACGAGUCCUGGAAGGAAGGUUCCGCAUCCCCUACUUCAUGACUGAAGACUGCGAGCAUCUCAUACGCAGGAUGUUGGUCCUGGACCCAUCGAAGCGUCUCUCCGUGGCCCAGAUCAAAGAGCACAAGUGGAUGGCCAUCGAUGUUCCGGUGCAGCGGCCCGUUCUCUACCAGCCGCCAGCACCUACUGAGGCGGGCGAGGCGGGCGUAGGCGAGUACAGCGAGCAAGUCCUUCGCUUAAUGCACAGCCUUGGCAUCGACCAGCACAAGACUCUGGAGUCCCUGCAGAACAAAAGCUACAACCACUUUGCUGCCAUCUACUACUUGCUGGUGGAACGUCUCAAGGCCCACCGCUGCAGCUUCCCGGUGGACCAGCGGCUGGAUGCCCGUCAGCGACGCCCCAGCACAAUCGCCGAGCAGACCGUCGUCAAGUCCACCAGCAGUUCGGCCCAGGUGGGUUUGCUGCCCCAGGGGGUCCGCCUGCUGCGCUCACCUGCCGUGCCGCAAGCCACCUCUGAUGGAUUCACCUUUGCACAGCCUGCCUGUGCCCUUGAGCAGAGUUUCAUGGCUGAGGACGUCAACACGCCUAAAGUGAACGGCUGCCUACUGGACCCCCUGCCUCCCCCCACUGUACUCCGUAAGUCCUCCGCCUCGUCGCCUAGCAACAUGAUGGAGACGUCGAUUGAUGAGGGCGUCGAGACCGAGGAGCCCGACGCGGAGGAGGAUGCGCCCCACCUGCUCCUGGCCUAUCGGACGGCUCGCUUCGGCCAAAGGCGACACACCCUCUCCGAGGUCACCAACCAGCCGGGAACGUCGACGCAGGGGAAAUUCUUCGCCUUGGGACACAACCCCUCCAUGGGUAGCGUGGACUCCGACAUGGGCUACGACAUGGGCUCCAUGCAAAGCGACCUCGGCCUGCUGGAGGAUCCCCCGUCACUCGGUGAGGUGGUACUGGCCAACAGCGCGGCCUCCCGUGUCCCCACGCCGUCAUUCCUGAGCGCCCGGCCCGCCAACCUGGCCAUGGCCGCCAUCACCUCACAGCACAGGGAGACCCACAACCGCUCGCCCAUCAGCUUCAGAGAAGGACGCCGAGCCUCUGACACCUCGCUCACGCAAGGUUUGGUUGCCUUUCGACAGCACCUCCAGAACUUGGCUCGGACCAAAGGCAUCCUGGAGCUGAACAAAGUCCAAAUGCUGGUGGAGCAGAUGGGCUCCGGGGAAGGGGCCGCCAUGGGCCCGCCGGGACCCCAACAUCACUUGCACAACCUCCUGGAGGGCGAGGCGUCCAAGCAACAGGAGGGCCCCGCUUUGUACCCAGGGGGGCCACAGACCCCCCUCCUGUCACGCAGGCAGAGUUUGGAGACGCACUUCCUCAGCCAUCAUCUGCAGCAGACGAGCGUUUUGGCCAACAGUCCAGCAAGCUGCCAAAUGUUCUGCAAGGACUCUCCUCGAAGUCUGGAGCAGCAACUGCAAGAACACAGACUCAACCAGAAGAGGAUGUACCUGCAGCAGUCCCAGGGUCUGGGUCUGCAGGUCUACUUCAACCAGAUGCAGAUUGCCGAAGGAUCCUACCCGGCAGGGGGCCCCGCUUUGGACCCGGCGGCCUCCCAGAACCCCGCCCAGGUUCCCCCAAUGGCGGCCCAAACUCAACCUCAGCAACCGGGCGGCCAACAAGCCUCUUCGACGUACCCCCACUGCCUGACCCCCCUCAUGGAGCCGAGCGAGGGUUCGGUUUUCGACCCCUACAUGAGCCACCACCACUACACCCAGCACCAGCCCCCUGGCCCCCACCUUCAGCACCCCCACCACCAGCAGCCUCACGAUGGGUACUGCUACCCUGUAGAGCAACGGGUCUCGGGCCUCUCCGCCGAAGCCCCGCCCCCUGGCGCCCAGUACGAGUACCCCUUGGACCUUGGGCUGAUCCCCGCAUCCUCAGUGAGGGAGGCGGGGUCCGGGCCCGGCGCAUCGGACGCCGAGCGCGGCCAGCGGGAUGGAUUGGUUCUAUCGGAGCUGCAGAACCCGCUCCUGGACGGCGAGAUGAUGGAGACGGUGGACUCGCAGCACGGCUUUGUGUUGGUCAACUGAGGCCUCCGAGCCGGAAGAAGGAAACGGCGGUGAGGGCGGUGAGGGCGGGGAGGGCGCGGAGGGCGCGGUCUCGAUUCUCGUACGACGAAUAGAAUUCCCUAGAACCUCGGAAACCCAAACUUCCCUUUCUUAGCUUACCUCCUUUAUCACCCUCCACGGAGCGAGGGCGGGGGAGCGAGUGCCUGUCUCCGUGACGACGGCGACGGGCUUUGGAAGCGGACUCUUUUGGGACGGACCGGCAAAGCAAAAGCACAAAAAGGCUGGCAUCGGAAAUAAAACCCCUUCAACAACGAGACGAGGAGAACGCGUCCCUCGUUUAUCACGCCAGCGCAAAUCCAAGCGUCUACCGACAACGCUAACUGCUAAGGAUUGGAACAAUACGUGCACAGUAUUUGGCAGGAAGCAACUGUUCUAUCGGCUCUUCUAACUACUGAACCGAGUGGUACACUACUGAACGCGUCGGGCAGCUGCUUGAUCCAAGGAGCGCUUGAUUUGUGUCCCGGGAUAAACGGGGUUCUACUUUUAUGUGGCAAUACUGAAGCAAUAUUCAUCCUCGUGGAGCGCCGUGGAGCGCUCGGCUGAUUGGCUCCGGAGCUGGAGUGCGUGGUUUUGGUUUGCACACGUCGGCAAUAACGUCACAUGACCAGCCGAGUGUCAACAUCCGUGACUGAAGACCACACAGGCUUUUUUUUCGAAUGAAUGUAAAGGAAUGACGUGACCUUGCGACGGCGAAGGUCAAAGAUCUUUCCUUUUCUUGGUUCUUCAGCGGCACGCAGACUGCGAUGAGUCCCGUUUGAAGUAUCUUCCCUGCAGGCCGGCCAAGGUCACGUGACUUUCUAUUCCGCCGGGAACGGGACAUUGUCCAAGAAGGGGGGGGGGCACCAACUGUAGCAGCAAGUCAACACUUCAAGGUCGCGUCCAAGCCGCUUUUCAUUCACGGAAAAUAGAAAAUACACAUUUGCCAAGGAGUAUUACGCCAUGUGGAAAAAUGAUACAUACUAUAAAUACCCGUUGUUGAGGAAAUAAAGUCCUCAUUUUAGUCGUAGUCAGAUAUAAGAUUUUUUUUUUUUAAAUAUUGCCUUUUUUCAACUACAUUCUUGUAAAAUUUACCUUAUUUUGUUUGCACCCCCCCCCCCCUUCCGGCUUCAGUUGGCGAACUUAAGUAAGCCACUUAAGUAAACAGUUCGGCUUCUCAGAACAAUAUGCGUUCAAAAGAGUAAUAAUACAUAUACAUUACAAUAACGCCUCCUUUAACAACAGACCUCAGAGUGGCUCGGCGGUACUUCCUGUCCCAUCGUAUCCCAGCAUGCUAUUGUUCCUCGACACACAACAAUUGACAAUGUAAUGCCGUGCGAUUCUGAAGUCAGAUUUCGUCGUCUUACAAAGAACGCUAAAAUCAUCACAUAGCAAGUUAACACUCAAAAGUUAGAUAAGACAUAUACAAUGCAAGUACCGAGUACCAGUUUAAAAUAAAUACACAGCUAUGUUUAUUUCUUCCCAUCAUGCAUUUCAUUCAAAGCGGAUUGGUUCAGCUGACUCUGUCCACCGGGGGGAGCCAGAGGAGCCUAAUGUCCAAGUUCAGGAGGAAAGGUUUUACAGGAAUAAUGUUGUAAUCAUAAGUGACACAACAAAGUUAUAAUUUAAAAUGUUUUAAUAAUUUAAAACAUUUUUAUUGUAAUUUUUCCCCCAUAGAAAUUGUUUUUAGAAAGUCACAUCACAACUAAAUUCUUGUUAAAUUAUGACUUUUGCAACUUUUUAACCUUGUUUGAACGAUGCUCCUUGUUGCUUAUUUGACUUUUUAUCACAUCCUUAUGUUACAUAGCGAUUAAAGUCGCAAUUUUACCCCAAUCAUUUCAUGAAGGUUAGCAAUAAUAUGAAUUUUAUUUUUUUUUAUGAUUUUGUUUUCCUGGCGAACAUCAAAGUCAUCAUUUUAGCAGAAUAAAGUUGUAAAGGUUACAAGAAGAUCGUACAAGGGGGAAAAAGUCAUAAUUUGACACGAAUAAUGUUGUCAUUUUCACAAAAUGUUUUAGUUUGACAAAAAGUUGUCAAAACGUCCAUUUUUAGUAUACAAUGAAGACUUUUCCUUGUAACAUGUCUACUUGUUUGGAAUAUUGGGACUUUUCCCAUAAACUUUUCCUGUAAAUGAAAAGCUUUUUAUCGUAAAAUCAAAACAAUUCCAACUUUUUUCUCACACCGCAAGGAAAAAGUAGCCGUUUUGUGAGGAAACUUGUGAAAAUGACAACUUUUGCUUCACCAAAUUCUGACCAUAUUUGAUUUCUUAUUCAAAAUUGGGACUUUUUAAAGAAGUCCUAAAAGUCGGACUUCUUUUUCUUCUUAAAUCCUAACUUCCAUCUUGUAGUAUUCGGACAUGACGGUAUUUGUCUACUCAUUUUCCGGCUGUAUUAAAGUGUCAAAGCCACAUGACUGGACAUCAUCCACUCUGUCAACCUGGUCCAUGGAGAUCUUUGCCAACAGGGAGGCUAAAUGUAGCGACAGGUGAAAGAACCUACCACAGCCCAACUAAUUUGAAAGUGAGUUGUGAGUGUGCCUUUGACUUUGCCCCCCCCCCUCCCCUCCCUCCAAAGCGAAUAGAGCCGUGUUUAGUUUUUUAUACAAAAGGUACAGAAAGCUCAGACGUUUACCAGUACGAGCCACCACCGCAUUUCUUUCACUUUCACUUUCUUUACUUUGCGGCUCCGUGUCUGCACGUGGCAAACGUAUCCUAGCAAUAUUUGUCUCUUGGUGAGGACUGAAACUAGUAGUAGUCAUAAUAGUAGUAGUAGUAGUACUGGAGGACGAUGUGUUUCCUAGUACUUAUCACAUUUCACCCCCAAUAUGCCCCCCCCCCCCACCCCCAACAACAAAUGGACUUUUAUAUUUCCUCUCAUUGUUGUCGACCACACAUAAGCUAACUUGCUGUUGAGAUUAAAAGAUUUAUUGAACAAAUUGCUGCUGCUUUCUGUCGUUUG
Molecule: messenger RNA, 6162 nt
Organism: Doryrhamphus excisus (bluestripe pipefish)
Lineage: Eukaryota; Metazoa; Chordata; Actinopteri; Syngnathiformes; Syngnathidae
Gene: sik2b
Product: salt-inducible kinase 2b
Biological process (GO): intracellular signal transduction; protein phosphorylation; microtubule cytoskeleton organization
Cellular component (GO): cytoplasm
Molecular function (GO): tau-protein kinase activity; ATP binding
Source: RefSeq, a predicted model, not a curated record